This is a messenger RNA of Musca domestica (house fly), 2162 nucleotides long. RefSeq names its product serine/threonine-protein kinase haspin homolog (gene Haspin). The transcript has 6 exons. Gene Ontology annotation, biological process: protein phosphorylation; mitotic cell cycle; intracellular signal transduction. Lineage: Eukaryota; Metazoa; Arthropoda; Insecta; Diptera; Muscidae. Gene Ontology annotation, cellular component: cytoplasm; nucleus. The coding region runs from base 27 to 2039 and encodes 670 amino acids. The record is from RefSeq and is a predicted model, not a curated record. Gene Ontology annotation, molecular function: histone H3T3 kinase activity; ATP binding.
CUGCAAUUUAGGAAAGGCAGAAUAAUAUGCUGGUUUCGACGCCGACAAUAAAAACAACCGUCUUAAUAUUAACAACAGACUCUGAGUGCGCGUUGUUUGUAAAUAAGUUAAAAUUAUUUGAAAUACAAUUUGUGUUCCCUUUUUUUGUAUAUUUUUUACUUAUUAUGGGCGAUUUUAAUUCUUUUGAUGAGGACACUUUACCUGACGAUGCCUGGAAGGAUUCUUUUGAUAAACUGUUGGAAGAAAAGGCAGCUUUAAGAGAAAUGAAUUUGCUGAAGAGAGAUGUCCAUGCAUCGUUUAACUUGAAUUCUAGUUAUGAAAAUAGCUGCUUUGAUAUAACUACCGCUUUAUCUGAAAAGCAAUUUAAGGAACAACAUAUGCCAACAACGCCUUCUUCAAAUGUACUUCAAUUUGGCAAGUCACAUUUGCACAAAGACAAAAUCGAGAAGACCAUUGAUUCUGUUUCUACUCCAUCGAGAGGGGAUGUUUUUAAGAAUCCAUUUAAAUGUGCUUUGUCGCCCAUAGGAAAUUGGGACUCCCCGAAUCAAAAACGGCGAGAAAAUUCUGUCGAAUCUAUAUCCUUCGAUGUCGCUUCGAGUUAUAAAAAUGACCUUCAUCCAUCCUUAGCCGAAAAUGUAGUGUCAUUACAAAAGAAAAGUUCAAAUAACAAACUUCAGCUGGGGUCACCUUUAUCAUUGGUGUUACAAAACAAAAAUGUUAAUCGAGCGCUCAAAAAUGUGUGCUUUGACAGUAAUAUUGUAACACGAGGAAGUAGAAACUCACCAUCUAUAAGUUCCCAAAUAAUGAACAAAGGAAUUACCUUGCAACCAGGAAAAUGGAGAAAAUCUUUGAAUACAUGGCGUCGAACGCAGUCAUUGCCUUCAGGUAAUCCAACAAAGUUGAAUGGAGAUUAUGAAAGCGAAAGGAAAGUCUCGUUAACUGUUGCAGCUCAUCGAAAAUCUAUUUCGUGUAGGAAGCAUUCCAGUUCAGAGCCAACCAAAACUAAUUUCAAGCGUCAACUGCUUGGAAGGUGUAAUCAGUCGCAUGUUUUGCGUUUUGAAAGUGCUUAUAGUGAUCCAUAUUUAGAAUGUUGUGAAAAAAUUGGCGAAGGGGCAUUUGGAGAGGUAUUUUUGUACAAAUCUCCAACCCAAAAAGAGGCCGAUAAUGUCGUUUUAAAAAUAAUACCUAUUGAGGGCCUACAAUUAGUAAACGGAGAGAUCCAAAAAACUUAUGAACAAAUACUGCAGGAAGUUGUUAUUUCCAUGGAACUGUGCGCCCUUGGCCACGAAAACAGAGGAAUAAGUUUUGCCAAUGGAUUUGUAAACAUACAAGCGGUCAAAUGUGUUAAGGGGCACUACCCAGCGCACCUACAAAAGCUUUGGGAAGAAUAUGACGAUCGAAAAGAAUCCGAAAAUGAUCAUCCCCAGUGUUUCAUGUCCGAUCAAAUAUAUGUUGUUUUGGAAAUGGCUUUUAGUGGUAAAGAUAUGGAAAAGUUUAUUUUCAAGAAUGCUGAGCAAUCAUAUUAUGCCCUCCAACAGAUUGUAUUUGCCCUCGCAGUGGGAGAGAUGGUCUAUGAAUUUGAACAUCGUGACUUGCACUGGGGCAAUAUUCUAAUUGCCACAACGAAUGAAAAGUAUAUAUGUUAUAAGCUCAAAAAUCAGGUUAUAAGUUUGCCGACUAAAGGCGUUAAGGCUACAGUCAUUGACUACACGCUUUCGCGCAUAACGUACGGAGAUUGUUGUUAUUACAAUGAUCUAUCUCUUGAUAAGGAUCUUUUCGCCGCGACGGGAGACUAUCAGUUUGACAUAUAUCGCAUGAUGCGCGAUAUUUUAAAUGACAAGUGGGAAACUUUUGAGCCCAAAACCAAUGUAUUUUGGAUAUCAUAUAUUAUAUCAAAGCUUUUAAAUAAUGUGAAAUAUAAAAAUAAUAGAACUAAACUGCAUUUAGAAUAUAUUAAAAAGCUCCGCACUUUGGAAUCCACAAUUCUGUCAUAUAAAAGUUGUAUGGACUUCGCCAUGAACCUAAUAAUGGACAUAUAAAAUAUAUUUAUUAUUACUUUGUACCCUUUAUUUUAUAUUAUAUUGAUAUUUAUUUAUUUUAUAAUUUUAUUGUAUAUCUAUAAUGUUUAUUUUCAAAUUUAUAAACUUUGUAUUCUUAAACAA